This is a messenger RNA of Penicillium salamii, 1632 nucleotides long. Lineage: Eukaryota; Fungi; Ascomycota; Eurotiomycetes; Eurotiales; Aspergillaceae. The record is from the annotation of a GenBank genome assembly.
AUGUCGCUACCAGGUCUAGAACUAACCCAGCCGUCGGAGGAUAGAUCGCAGGCCGCCGCACCACCGUCGCAGAUCAACCUGACCCCGGGCUCGGAAUGGCGCUUUGAGGUUGCCUUUGGGCAUGUUAUCAAGGUCAAACUUCUCAAUGGAACCGCAGAGCUUUUCGGGACAGAACUCGCCGAGUCGCAAACCUACACCUUCACCGGCACAAAGGCGGCAAUCUUCACUUGGCAUGGCUGCGCACUGGAGGUUAGCGCAGCAGAGACUAUACAAACCACAUCGGACGGAGUUUCGCCAACAUUUGGUCAUGGUGCGGGCGGAUGUCACAGCGAGUACACAGCCGAGGAAACGCCAAUGGUAGAAUACGCCAAUGUCCACUUCGCGCUGGAGACGAUGCGUGAGGAGGCACUGUCAAUUGGCAAAGACGGUCCACGCGUGCUACUGCUUGGCUCUGAAAACAGUGGGAAAACAACCCUUGCUAAGAUUCUGACUUCCUACGCUACCAAGAUUGGCCGUCAGCCACUGGUUGUGAACCUCGACCCGACGGAGGGUAUGCUCGGCGUGCCUGGCACAUUGACUGCGACCGCUUUCCGAACAAUUUUGGAUGUUGAAGAUGGCUGGGGAAGCAGCCCCAUGUCCGGUCCCAGUCCGGUGCCGGUCAAGCUGCCUCUCGUGUAUAGCUACCCCAUGCAGAACCCACUAGAUGGGGAGGGCAGCGUCUAUAAACCAAUUGUUUCGCGCCUCGCACUCUCGGUCACGGGCCGUAUGGCCGAGGAUGAAGAUGCGCGGGAGACGGGAAUCAUCGUCGACACUCCUGGUAUCCUUGGCUCUGAUAAACCAGGCAGCAUGGAUUUGAUCAAUCACAUCGUUACCGAAUUCUCAAUCACUACAAUCCUCGUCCUGGGCUCGGAGCGUCUCUACAGCACUGUGGCCAAGCAAUACGAUAAUAAGCCCAGCUCCAGUGCAACAGCCGCCGUCUUUGACGAGCAAGUCUCAGUCAUCAAGCUCUCCAAAUCAGGUGGCUGCGCUGACCGCGACGAAGCUUUCCGAAAAGCAACGCGCGAGUCCCAAAUCCGCACAUACUUCUUCGGCAAUCCGAUGCCCUCAUUAUCCCCCGCCUCCACCAUCACACUCUCUCCCCACGCACAGCAACUCGAUUUCGCCACCCUCCCGAUCUAUAACUACACCAUGCCCUCCGCUGACGAAGAGGACGAGGACGACUACGACCCCUCACAACUGGGGACUGACUUCCUCCCUGGCGGAGGUGCAGAAGAUUACGCCGAACCAAAACAGGACCCCGAUCGUGCGGCCCCUCUUCCCGGCGUGGUAGGCUCUUUCUCCGAGCCUGUCAGCGCCCCUGAAAAGACCGACAGCACCGUUCCUCUGAAGAAAGUUCUCGCGCCUGCGCCUGCGGCUCUCGCCAAUACCCUUCUAGCCAUCACCCACGCUCCGGCUAACGCAUCGCCUUCCGAAGUCCGCGACGCGAGCAUCAUGGGUUUCUUGUAUGUUGCUGACGUUGAUGCGGAUAAGGGAAAGAUUCGGGUUCUUGCGCCGGUUGGUGGCAGAAUGCCACCCCGUGCUAUUAUCUGGGCUAAGCGCUGGCCAGGUGAGUUGGUUGGCCUGGUUGGUUAG